Messenger RNA from Vanderwaltozyma polyspora DSM 70294, 1161 nucleotides. RefSeq lists its product as uncharacterized. Lineage: Eukaryota; Fungi; Ascomycota; Saccharomycetes; Saccharomycetales; Saccharomycetaceae. The coding region runs from base 1 to 1161 and encodes 386 amino acids. The transcript has a single exon. The record is from RefSeq and is a predicted model, not a curated record.
AUGUCAUUUUUUUCAAGAAGUCGUUCUACUGACUCUAAAAGCCGUGCUCCUGAUUCAAAAAGUCGUCCAAUAAUUAUAUCUAUUGAAACAGCAGCAUCUUCUGCUCUACGUCAUGCCACCGGUGACCUACGCAAGAAGAAAGUUGAAAAGGUAAAGGCUAAGAAAGUUGCAGCUCCAAAGAAAGUUAAAAUUAGAAGGGACCCACCAGUAAGAGCCAAAAAAACUGCAGCCCAUUUGAGAUCAUUACCAAUUGUCCAACAGACUCAAAAUGGUUUAAACAAACUUUCAUUGACAAGAAUAGUAUACUCCGAAACUAAAUAUACCAGUUUAAAAGUAAUUGACUCCAGAUUUGUUCAAUUCUUUGCACCAUUCACAAUCUUCACUGAUGAUGUCAUGAAUUCGGGUUUAGUUCUAGUAGAGACAUUGGUACCAUCUCUAAAGACUAAAACUUACAAUAGACUCGGUGAAGAAUUCAUGUUCCCAUAUAACUUUGUAGCAACUUGGGUAAGUGGUGUUGCAAAGAAAGGUUAUAUUGCCUUUGAAAAUAAUUACCGUAAACCAGGUCAUGAUCAACUAGUCAGAUAUAGAAAAUUCUACAACAAGAAAUACAUUAAUACAAACGGAAAACCAUUACUAAGAGGUAUAUUUGAUCCUAUAUUUUUGCCAGCUAACAAUAUGUUUGAAAAUUUGACAAUUAAAUUCUUACCUAUUGGUAAUAAAGUUCCAUCUGAUGGUUUCUGUUGUGAAUUUGACAGAGGUUUUGCUUUGACUGGUAACUUUUUAGUUAGAGGAGCCACAGCAACUGGUAGACAAAUAACUUCCCUGGUUUCAAUGCCAUUCAUUUAUAUGAAUCACAUGAACAAUGUCUAUAAUGACGAAUUGGAUAAAGAAUUAAGAGUAUCUUUCAGAAGCUCAAUUAAAGCUUUAGGUAGAACUAAUGUCUAUUUAGAAACUGAAGCUAUUGAAGCUUUCAAGAACAGCAGUACAGGUAAGUUAUUCCAAAACAACGAUGCCAAGAGAAUUACUGACGCAGACACUUUAUUGUCCGAAACACCAAAGGCUGAAGAAAAUUCAAAAGUCGAAGAAACAAAGCCUCAGCCAGUGCCACUAAAGGAAUAUAAGUCCAAAUCAGAAGAGUCUCUCUUGAUUGAAGUUGCAUAG